Lycium barbarum (goji berry) is the source of this 1583-nucleotide messenger RNA. Its product is annotated as protein trichome birefringence-like 25. The record is from RefSeq and is a predicted model, not a curated record. The transcript is spliced from 4 exons. NCBI's taxonomy places the organism in Eukaryota, Viridiplantae, Streptophyta, Magnoliopsida, Solanales, Solanaceae. Gene Ontology annotation, molecular function: O-acetyltransferase activity. The coding region runs from base 81 to 1355 and encodes 424 amino acids. Gene Ontology annotation, cellular component: Golgi apparatus.
AAGUGCAAAGAGGUGAUGAGGUGCAACAUGAGAAUACACACUAGUUCACCACGUCGCUUUUAGAUGAAAGACAAAGAAUCAUGAAGGCUGUGAUAAGCAACAACGUUAAUUACAAGAAGCAAUUAUCUGCUGUUUUUGUAAAGUUUGCUGUAUGUUUUUUGUUGAUGGGACUUGCUUAUCGGUUGUUCUUCUCUACCUUUGUACAAUUUUCCCAUGUUGAAGUUUCUAACACAGCUUUUGUCCCGGAAAAGACAUUGCCGAAAUCCAGUAAUCUUACAAUGGAUCGAAGUUCACAAAAUGGAAAAUGUGAUUUAUAUAUAGGAGAAUGGGUACCAGAUCCCACUGGUCCAUUUUACACGAAUCGUACUUGCUAUUCCAUUGAAGCUCACCAAAAUUGUAUGAGAAAUGGGAGACCUGAUACUAACUAUCUUUACUGGAGAUGGAAACCGAGAGAUUGUGAGCUACCUAAGUUCAAUCCCAAGAGGUUCCUUGAUAUGAUGCGACACAAAUCAUUAGCCUUCAUUGGUGAUUCAAUUAUGCGCAAUCACGUUCAGUCAUUGCUCUGCAUUCUAUCUCAGGAGGAAAAAGGAGAAGAGGUUUACCAUGACAAGCAAUACAAAAGCAGAAGAUGGUAUUUUCCAACUCAUGACUCAACUCUUUCAGUGGUCUGGUCACCUUUUCUUGUAAAGGCCAUAAUUUUCGAAGACAACAAUGGAGUUUCAACGGAUACAGUCCAGCUCCAUCUUGACAAACUCGACGAUGUUUGGACUCGACAAUUUGACAAUUUUGAUUAUGCAGUUAUUGCUGGAGGGAAAUGGUACCUGAAAACUGCAGUUUACUAUGAGAAAAACAAGAUUGUUGGUUGCCAUAAUUGCGCUCGAAAGAACAUACCUGAGGUGGGAUUUGAAUAUGCAUAUCGCAAAGCACUGAACUUGACUCUGAAAUACAUCACAAGAUCAAAGAACAAGGCGUGUACUUUCUUUAGGACCACUACACCUGAUCACUUCGAGAAUGGUGAAUGGAAUACUGGAGGUUAUUGUAAUAGAACAGGACCUUUCAAAGAAGGUGAGGUUGACAUUAGAGACAUCGAUGAAGAAAUGCGUGAAAUUGAGUUGGAUGAAUUUGAGAGAGCAUUGAGAAUAAGUUCAGAAGUUGGGUUGACGUUAAAAUUGUUCGACACCACUUUCCUUUCGUUGCUUCGACCAGACGGUCACCCAGGAGUCUACAGGCAAUUCCAGCCAUUUGCUGGAAAAAACAGACAAACAAAAGUUCAAAAUGAUUGUCUACAUUGGUGCUUGCCUGGUCCAAUAGACUCUUGGAAUGAUUUAAUGAUGGAAACUUUGGUCAGCAGUUGAAAUGGGGACAUGCAUCUUUUUUUUUUCCCUCAUAGAAUUGUUCAUCUGCAACAUUUUACAUAUAAUCAUCUGGAUGAAGAGCACAGAGAAAACAAUCUGAAAUGGCCUAUAAUCAGUUUUUUCCACGUAAACGGCCCCCCUAGCUGCACAUAAAUCAGAGUCGGCUCAAUAAAUCAUCUCCAUUUCUUCAUGUAUGAAGAUCUUUGCAAUAAAUUGUAAAUUUCAAGA